AGAAGAGGAGGAGGAGGAGGAAGGUGGAGGAAGAAGAAGAAGAAGGAGAAGAGGAGAGUUGUAACGAUGGCAGCAGCGACCUCAGACUUGCGGGUGGAUCUGCUGCCGUCGGACCCGCUGCUGCACGUCUUGUCCUUCCUGAGCUUCAGGGACCUGGUCCACUGCAGUUAUGUCAGCAGGAGGUUGAACGAACUGUCCAAACACAACCCGCUGUGGAAAUCCCUCUGCUCCAAACACUGGCUGCUCACAGAUGCGGACCGGCUGCAGAGUGGCGUGUCCUGGUUCUGCCUCUUCACGCAGACCUACAGAGACCUGGGACGUUACGUCCAGUUCUACCCGACGCUGAAGCGCUCGUGGGAGCAGCUGAAGAGUUUCCUGCAGCUGAGGUGUCCGCGCAUGAUCGCGUCACUCAAAGAGGGCGCCACGGAAGUGGAGCUUAACGACAUUGAGGCUCAGAUUGGCUGCCGGCUUCCGGACGACUACCGCUGCUCGUACCGGAUCCACAACGGACAGAAGCUGGUGAUACCGGGGCUGAUGGGAAGCAUGUCCCUGUCUAACCACUACCGCUCCGAGGUGCUGCUGGACGUGGAGACGGCGGCCGGCGGCUUCCAGCAGAGGAAGGGGAUGCGGCGCUGCCUCCCGCUCACCUUCUGCUUCCACACCGGACUGAGUCAGUACAUGGCCCUGGAGCCGGCGGAGGGACGCCGCAUGUUCGAGAGCUUCUACCCCUGCCCCGACCAGACGGCUCAGGAUCCUUCAGCCAUCGACAUGUUCAUCACAGGUUCCUGUUUCUUGGAGUGGUUCACUGGCUACGUCCACAACGUGGUCACAGGAGAAUAUCCAAUCAUCAGAGACCAGAUCUUCAGGUAUGUGCAUGAUAAAGGUUGCGUGGCGACCACCGGUGACAUCACCGUCUCUGUUUCUACCUCCUUCCUGCCGGAACUUUCCUCCGUCCACCCACCGCACUUCUUUUUCACCUACCGCAUCAGGAUCGAGAUGUCGAGCGUUGCGUCGCCCGAAGCCGCCUGUCAGCUAGACAGCCGCUACUGGAAAAUCACCACCUCCGACGGCAACGUGGAGGAAGUUCAGGGGCCCGGCGUGGUCGGAGAGUUUCCGGUCAUGACCCCAGGAAAGGUACAUGAGUACGCCAGCUGCACCACCUUCUCCACGCCGUCAGAGUACAUGGAAGGUCACUACACCUUCCACCGCCUCGCCAAUAAGGAAGAAGUUUUCCAUGUGACCAUCCCUCGCUUCCACAUGGUCUGCCCCCCCUUCAGAGAGCCUGUGGUCCGGACGCACAAGCCGUCGGCCAGCUUCACGCCUCGCCGCGACGACCACGACGACGAGUUCUGUGACGGAGACGGUGACGACUUCGGCGACCUGAGAGGAAUCAACAUGGCGGCGCUGGAGGGGGCAUGGUGCCCCCGUCACAUCUGACCUCCGACCUCUCAGCACAGUGUUGAUGGACUGCCAGUUGUUCAGGCCUGAGUGGUGAUUGGUUGACAGGCAGCAGGGGAUUCUGGGACAGGAAGCACCAAGCAGAGCCAUAUACGGUACCGAGCCCCUUCAACUUCCUGCUGCCGGUCCGGCGCUGAGGUGCAGUUUCCUUCUUUUGUUUCAUCUUUUCUCAUUAUGAUCAGAAACUGAUGGACGAGCUCCGACAGGGAGGACGAGGCGGUGACGUCGCCACGCUCACCUUUGCUAGGAGGAAGCUGCCCACUUCCUAUUAAGAGGAAGAAGAGGGGGGUUUGUGUCGGGUGACGAACCAAUCAGGAGCUGGAUCAUUAUGUGACUUUGAGUUUGUCGGGUUUCCUCCGUAGAAUGAUAUGGGUUGUUUAUUUUUUAAAUCUUUCCACUGCAGGAACCAAUCGAUUGAUUAUUGAUCGAUCAGUUUGUCUCGCUCUAAUUUAACCAUGAUGAUAGUUUGAUCGGAGCUACUUCCAGCACAAUGAGGCUCCGCCCACACAGCCAUUUUAAAACUCAUCUCCGUUGCUAUGGUUACGCCUGGUGUCAUUGUUUUCCAGCCUCUGAAUCAGAGACUGAUUGGUUGUCAUCAGUCACGACUCAAAGUCACUAACACUUCCUGUCAGUAACAGUUCCACCUCGUCGUCCCCGCUGUUCCUCCUUCAGAGGAGUGUCUGUUACUAAGCAACCAGCUGCAGAGGAGACAAUCUACUUCCUGUUUACACCUGAGUGGUCAUGUUACACGUGUGUUAGUGUGGACGGAGAUUAUGACUGAUAUGGAGACCAAAUCCUUGUGUGGGCGGAGCCUCAGAACAAGUUACAUAAACACUAAAGACAUUUCACACUCAAUCACAGAUAGGAUUAAUAAAAUAAAAGUCUAAGAGGAGUCUGGGAAAUAUUUCUCCAGCUCAGAUUUUAUUUUGAAAACAUGACUCAUUUAAUUUUCCUUUCUCAUAGAGUUGAUAUUCUGAUCCCGACGUUCCAGGUUUAUAAAACACUGGAGCAGCUUCUUCUCACUUUCCUUCGUGUGACAUGCUCAUAUUUUGUUAUUACGUUAUGUUGACUUCCUGCAGUGGAAAACAGACCAGUGUUACGUUUCUUUGUUUCCUUGUCAGAAAUCAUAAGGAACAAAUAGGGCUUUUAUUUUGGAGGAGGCUGCAUCAUGUUUGAAAGUGUUUCCCUCAUGAUGCGUCGGCGUCGCUCUGCUGUGAUUGGUGGGUUUGUUUUUGUAUGUUUUUGUCUAAAUAAAUAAAGAAACACUAAUGACAUCA
This is a messenger RNA of Scophthalmus maximus (turbot), 2735 nucleotides long. It is a transcript of the gene fbxo3, whose product is annotated as F-box protein 3. The coding region runs from base 67 to 1437 and encodes 456 amino acids. The record is from RefSeq and is a predicted model, not a curated record. Gene Ontology annotation, molecular function: protein binding. The transcript has 12 exons. NCBI's taxonomy places the organism in Eukaryota, Metazoa, Chordata, Actinopteri, Pleuronectiformes, Scophthalmidae.